AUGCAGAAAUCUAAACUUUCUACGGCCAUCGCCACCGGCCGCCUCCACCUGCUCAGCAGCUUCUUCGCGUUCCUCGCGGUGCUCAGCACGGGCGGCUCGACCGCGCUCCUCUAUGUCGCAGUCGGCUACACCUUCUCGGGAGCGCCGUACUUCCGCGACGCCUCGUCGUCGCACUACAUCUACUGGGACCCCGCUUGCAGUGGCACAGGCUCUACCGCCCGCUGGAUCGUGGACAAGCAAGCACCGAGCACUACCGCCUCCAGCGACCUCGAUGGCGACAGAGCAUGUGCGUACUACGCUGACAUCGACUCGGACGACUCCUCCUCGCCGCCGCUCGGCACUGCUACCUGGCGGGAGACGUGGAGGAAACUUGUCGGUGCCGCCGCUGUGCUGGCCCUCUUCUUUCAAUAUUUGGCCUACUUCUCGCCCCUGGCAUCGCAUCCCAAGCUCUUCCUCGCGCUCUAUUUGCCCACUCUUGCCCUCUGUAUCCUCACCAUCCUCGUCGUCUCCCCGCUGGGCUUCUCGUGGCUUGUUCCGGAGCAGUGCAACUACGACCCAGAAGUGCUCAUCCUCCUCUUGAGCUUAGUUCUUUUGCUCGUCCACUUCUGUCUCGCACCUCUGAACUACCUCCACCAUUGCAAGAGACUUCGCGCUCGCAUCGCCGCCAUCGAGGGCGACCUGCCUGAGCGCCUCGCCGACGGCUCCCUCCGGCUGUUGCGCGUCGCCUGGCUGUUGGAGCGCCCAACGGACUGGGUGCUACCGCGGCAGCAGGACCUGCCGAAAGAGGCGUUUUGGGCCCCGGCCAACGCGACCCUCCUGCUGGCCGAUGAGAAGGUCGCUGCGCUCUCCUACAAGUGGCAGGGCCCCUUCAAUUCGUCCAAGGGCGGCGGCGACCAGCCAGACGGCAGCCGCUUCCACCUUAACGAGGUCCUCUCGUAUUACCGGGAGGGCCGCCACGCAGAGGAACGGCCCGCCCUGAUGUGGGACUUUGCCGCGAUACCACAGCACGACCCGAUAACGGGCGCGAAGCGUACCGCCGCGGAGACUGACGUGUUCAAGAAGGGGCUCGGUGUGAUGAGCAACGCCUACGCCAGCCCGCGCGUCCUCGUGCUGCAGCACCGUCGGAUCCCGCACCAUUUGGAGCGCGAGCUGAACGAGAUCUACGACGGCGCGCCUCCAGAUGACCGCCUCGACCUGAUCCCUUACGCCGGCGCCAAGUGCCGCUCGGGAUGGUGCACGUCUGAGACAGCGUGCGCGCUGCUGAUGACGGAAGGGGGCGGGCACGCGUACGAGCUCGGCGUCGGCCGUGUGCCGGUGACGCGCGGGCGGCUGCCAAGCGUGCGGCACAUGGAGGCGCUCUUCGAGGCCGAGUCGACGCGCUUCAUCGGCCGGGCUGAUCGCGAGGCGGUGUGCCGCAUGUACCUCGACCUGCGCAAGAAGCUCGAGGAGUAUGAUGAGGGGCAAAAAGGCCCUUUUGUGAGCAGCGCCGACCGGCUGAUGACAGAGGAGGAUUCAUGUCGACGAAUCUUCUGCUUGGUCCUCUUCUUGGUCGUGGCCAUCAUCACCCCGUCUGACAUUUUAAUGUUGUUCAUUCCUUUCCUCCUCAUGCCCAUCCUCUGCAGCCGCAUCUUGCGAGCCCACCUCGCCGCCGUCCUCUGCUGCCGCCCUCGCGACAGCCUCGACUACGCCUUCCACUGGAGCAUUCGCAAGCCGCCCUUUCGCCGCAAGCCAGACCCCCCGCUGUCCGAGCUGCCCGCGUGCUUCCUGCCAACCGAAUAG
Messenger RNA from Emiliania huxleyi CCMP1516, 1779 nucleotides. RefSeq lists its product as hypothetical. The coding region runs from base 1 to 1779 and encodes 592 amino acids. The transcript has 3 exons. Lineage: Eukaryota; Haptophyta; Isochrysidales; Noelaerhabdaceae. The record is from RefSeq and is a predicted model, not a curated record.